Messenger RNA from Ilex paraguariensis (yerba mate), 189 nucleotides. The record is from the annotation of a GenBank genome assembly. NCBI's taxonomy places the organism in Eukaryota, Viridiplantae, Streptophyta, Magnoliopsida, Aquifoliales, Aquifoliaceae.
AAAAAGAGGGAAAGAGGCGGCAAGAAAGACCAGACUCACACUUCCAAAGAUGCAGAGGAGGCGAAUUGGAAGAAAGAGAUGAAAGGAGGUGAUUCUAAAAAGCUAGACAACAACCAGAAGAAGAAGAGCUUCGAUUAUGGUUGCUUUAUUUGCAAUGGCCCUCAUCGUGCUAGAGACUGCCCCAAGUAG